ACAGCAGGCACAGUAGCAGCCCCCAUGGGCUCCACUGCCGGAUACUGACAGGUCGCAUGGCAGGGAAGGCCUGGGUGCCCCAGAGAGAGAGUGUGUAAGAGAAACUGAGAUCAAGCCAGGCGUGGGUCCCACAGAGAGAUCAAGAGGGGAAGAGGGACGCCAAAGGACAGAGACAGAGACAGUGUGAGAGAAAGACAGGGACCCAGGAACUAAGUGAGAAAGAAAUACAAACUACAUAAGAGCAGAAACACAGAGUCCGAGAGCUCAGACUGGAAAGCAGGGCAGGGAGGAGAGAGGCACAGACACAGAGACAGAGCAGCUCUCCCUCACCAGCAGUUGUUCGGUCUUACAAGGCCCUUCCCCAUCACCUCCAUUUACCCCACCCACUAGUCUAAGGGACCCAGAAAUCAAGACAGUGAUUAGAGACCAAGAGGCAGAGAAUGGUUGAGAGAAAGAGAUAAAGACUGGGCAAGAGGGAGACCCAGACAGGAUGUGAGAGGAAAGGAAACUACUGUGGGAACGAAAGAGGACUGAACAGAGAGAGAUGGCAGAGAGCGACAGUGUGGAAGAUGGACAGAAGGUGACCGUGAGAUGGCCAGCGGCACACAGCAAUGGUCAGACUCGGGCAACAGAGGUGGAGGAAGACCUGGGCUGUGCUCUAUCCUGCCAGUCCCCACGGCGUGGCGCGCCUCGAGUUUUUUGACCACAAGGGGUCGAACAAUGGAGGGGGCCGAGGGGGCUCGCGCCGCCUGGACUGCAAGGUGAUCCGCCUGGCGGAGUGUGUGAGCGUGGUCCCUGUGGCCGUGGACAGCCCCCCCGAGCCUGGCGCCGCGGCUUUCCGCCUGGACACCGCGCAGCGCUCCCACCUGCUGGCGGCCGACGCGCCGUCCAGCGCCGCCUGGGUGCAGACCCUGUGCCGAAACGCCUUUCCGAAAGGCAGCUGGGCUCUGGCGCCUGCGGAAAACCCACCCAAGCUUUCUGCCCUGGAGAUGCUGGAGAACUCGCUGUAUAGUCCCACCUGGGAAGGAUCCCAGUUCUGGGUAACAGUGCAGAGGACAGAAGCCGCUGAGCGCUGUGGCCUGCAUGGCUCCUAUGUGCUGAGAGUGGAGGCUGAGAAGCUGACUCUCCUGACCGUCGGGGCGCAGACUCAGAUACUGGAGCCACUCCUUUUCUGGCCUUACACUCUGUUGCGCCGCUAUGGCCGGGACAAGGUCAUGUUCUCUUUUGAGGCUGGUCGCCGCUGCCCUUCAGGCCCUGGAACCUUUACCUUCCAGACAGCACAGGGGAAUGACAUCUUUCAGGCAGUUGAGACUGCUAUUCAUCGGCAGAAGGUCCAGGGAAAGGAAGGUCAAGGGCAGGAGAGUCUGAAAGCCGACUCCCACGAAGGAGAAGUGGCAGAGGGGACGCUGGCAUCCCCGCCUGGCCCUCAGGAGCUCCUGGGCAGCCCUCCUGCCCUGUAUGCUGAACCCUUAGACUCUCUGCGCAUUCCUCCAGGCCCUUCCCAGGAUUCCCUGUACUCAGACCCCUUGGACAGUACUGCUGCUCAGGCAGGGGAGGGAGUACAGUUGAAGAAACCUCUUUAUUGGGACUUGUACCAGCACGUGCAGCAGCAGUUGCUGAAGGCCAAGCUGACGGACCCCAAAGAGGACCCCAUCUAUGAUGAACCUGAGGGCUUGGCCCCAGCUGCUCUCCGGGGCCUUUAUGAUCUGCCUCAGGAGCCCAAGGAUGCAUGGUGGUGCCAGGCUCGGGUGAAGGAGGAGGGUUAUGAGCUCCCCUACAACCCUGCCACUGAUGACUACGAGGUGCCACCUCCUCGGAGCACAAAGCCUCUCCCAGGUCCUAAGCCCCGGGGCUUAGCCCUCUCUGAACCUGGAGCUGCAAUGGGCAAUGGCAGCAAGGGCCACAGCGCAGACACUGCCUUGUACAGCCAGGUCCAGAAGAGCAGUGCCUCAGGAAGCUGGGACUGUGAGCUGUCUAGAGCAGGGGCUAACAGGACUGGAGUCCAGGCAGAAGGCUCCACGUGAGAGGUAGGGUGAGGCGGGGGUUGCUGAUAGGACCCCCACAGGGAGGUGGUACUGGGGAUCAAAGAAACGUAUUAGAGCCUGCAGGAACCAGAGGGCUGGAGGGUCCCCUGUAAGCCAGCCCAGGGGACCAGAGGGAUCAGGGGAGUCAGGGGAAGGAUGAUCAAUCUCAAGAAGUCCUGGAAGUGGGACAGAUGGCAGAGGUGAAGGAUGGGGCCUGAGAGAGACCAGCACCCCCAAGUCAUCCUCCCCAAAGGAAUGGACAGCUGCUGGACCAGGUCUAUGACAAUGGGGGCUUUGUCUGGGUUGGUACAGUUUGAGGGGGCUGAAUGGAGGCUACAGGGUGAUGCUGGACUGUGCCUGGAUCGUCACCCCUGUUUUGUUCUUUGCCAGAGACAGAUUUUAAGAAGUUUAUUCUCAUUAAAGUCAGCUUGGGUUUAAAAGGUC
Messenger RNA from Canis lupus familiaris (dog), 2468 nucleotides. It is a transcript of the gene DOK1, whose product is annotated as docking protein 1. The coding region runs from base 612 to 2024 and encodes 470 amino acids. The transcript is spliced from 5 exons. The record is from RefSeq and is a predicted model, not a curated record. Gene Ontology annotation, biological process: cell surface receptor protein tyrosine kinase signaling pathway; positive regulation of MAPK cascade. NCBI's taxonomy places the organism in Eukaryota, Metazoa, Chordata, Mammalia, Carnivora, Canidae. Gene Ontology annotation, cellular component: cytoplasm.